Molecule: messenger RNA, 1579 nt
Organism: Spizellomyces punctatus DAOM BR117
Lineage: Eukaryota; Fungi; Chytridiomycota; Chytridiomycetes; Spizellomycetales; Spizellomycetaceae
Exons: 4
Coding region: 274-1344 (356 amino acids)
Biological process (GO): regulation of GTPase activity; signal transduction
Cellular component (GO): cytoplasm
Source: RefSeq, a predicted model, not a curated record
GAAAAGUCGAUAUGCCUUUACUAAAAAUCCCCCCCAAAUGCGUGGCAGGUUGCUUUUGGGCGCUGAUGUAAUUGCCGCCAGCUGACUACGACCCGCGGCUGUGCACAUAAAAGGUUCAAAAGGGCCAAGCAAAAGAAGAGCAGCCCUUGAAAAACACUUCAACAUUUUCUGCCAAGAUCGUUUCUGGAAUAUGCAAAGCAUCGUCAAGACGAAUUCAAAAAGCUACAAAUAGAAGCUGCACACCCGACUCACCCCAAUAACAAUUUCACAAUAAUGUCUUCAAGCGAUCUUCGCCCGUUUCUGUCCCUACCACGUAUACCUUCCACACCAAUGAUAACCGUCUCCCCAGACCCGCCCUUCUCCCCAGGACCAUCAUAUCCCUCGGACCCACCCUUCUCACCAGUGCCGCCAACAUCCAUCUCCCCACCGCCCCUCCCACGUCGACGAGCCAUGCGCAAGAGCGACGAAACGCAUUUACGUGUACCAAGUCGGGCAGCAAGUUUGAGAGAGGAACGACAAAAAAAGGAGGAUGAUCAGGGGGUUUGGUGGGCGGGGAUUGCAAAAUGGGCGGGCCGGUUGAGACGACCAAAGGAGGAGAGGAGGGAUGGCUGGGAAGGUUCAAAUAGGGUACUCCAAUCCACUCCUUCACCACCACCACCACGAGCCGAUACGCCAAUGUCCCUUCCUCCCCGAACGAUAUCACUAGAACUUGUACGCACUUUUGGGGUCCCUCUGGAAGUGAUAACAGACCGAGAACGGGAAUCAGAGCCCGACCCAGUUGACAAGCGGGACCAUGUCGCAGAAGGUGUCCCGCGGCUGGUGAGAGUGUGUGUAGAGUGGAUUGAAGCAAAUGCGAUUGACAAGGAGGGGCUGUAUCGCGUCCCGGGAUCACAUCGUAAAGUCCAAACCUACCAACUCUCCAUUGAUACCGGUGCAUUCGACUAUGUGUUCCCCGUCCACGAAUCCCCACAUACCGUGGCGUCACUGCUGAAAAAGUAUCUGGCGUCUAUACCCGGCGGAAUAUGGGGCGGAGAAGACGUCAAGAUCCAUCUUCGGAAUGCCAUAAUAUCAACCCCAGCCGCAUUCCUCAAUCCCCUCCUCCGGAAAACACUAACAUCCCCAUCACACUUUAAUCUUGUGCGUUACUUGACCCGUCAUCUCUCCCGCAUUACGGCCCACUCGGACAUUAACAAGAUGACUCCGGAGAAUCUCGCUAUAGUCAUGUUUCCCGGUGUAGAAGCGUUGAUAGAAGUGCUUGUGCGGAAUUGGGAGGAGGUUUUUGGUAGGGAGGGGGAAAAGGCUGCUGAAGGUGGGGUUGGGGGUGUUGCGCUUGCGGCAGAGUAGUGUAGAUGGUUGAAAUGUGUAUGUUAUGGUUUGCGUUAAAGUGGGGUGGAGUAGGAAGUUUUAAAUGUUUUUUGUACAUGUGGUUAGAGCCCAUCUCUUGGUCUCGUUGACUGAAUGUCUGUUCUGUUGCAUUUCACGUCGUUAGCGGACUUGUUCAAUAUUUUGGAAACCAGUUCAUCCUUUGUACAUAUUCCAUGCCUCUAUCAUUCUUACUGGGAUAUCCUCCUAAACGCCC